Trichoderma gamsii is the source of this 1710-nucleotide messenger RNA. RefSeq lists its product as hypothetical. NCBI's taxonomy places the organism in Eukaryota, Fungi, Ascomycota, Sordariomycetes, Hypocreales, Hypocreaceae. The record is from RefSeq and is a predicted model, not a curated record. Gene Ontology annotation, biological process: regulation of DNA-templated transcription. The transcript has a single exon. Bases 1 to 1710 code for a protein of 569 amino acids. Gene Ontology annotation, molecular function: DNA-binding transcription factor activity, RNA polymerase II-specific; zinc ion binding.
AUGACUUUUGAACUGAGCAGGAUCCGACGUGUAAAAUGCGAUGAGGCUAGACCCAACUGUCGCCGUUGCAUGUCCACCGGCCGACGGUGCGAUGGCUACCUUCCUGUGGAUAUCGCGUUGUCUCGCCGUGCAUUAGUUGAUAUUGCUAAGCAUCUCGGUACCUCAAUUAUAGAACAUGUCAGGCUACUACAGCAACGAAAACAAGCAUCAGUACCAAUGGUGCUCACGCGGUCCUUGUCGCAAGCUCCAGCAGCUCUUGCUCUAACUCCAACCUGUUCGGGAGAUGAAAGAUCUCGUCUGUCACUGGAAUACCAUCUAUUCGACGUUUUCCGCUCCCGGACUAUCCCGUCAGCCACUUUGCUUGCACCAUCACAAUUCUGGACACAGUUGGUUCUCAAAUUGACGCAUAAUGAACCGGCUAUAUGGCAGGCAUGCCUUACGCUGGCUUCUCUGCAGCAGGCUUGGCACAUGGCGGAGAGCAAUGGCGGUAGUGCUAGAGAACGACUUCACACAUCACGACAAGGCAAGCUUAGGGGCGUCUCUGAGGUGCACUACCAUCAAGCUAUCUCCCUAGCCAAGACAGUGUCUCACCCAUCAUCACUGCUGGUGCUUAGUAUCUUGUUAGGUGCUGCCGCUGGUGGGCUGGGCAGAACUCAAGAUGCCAGAAUGCAUGUCAUAGCCGGUAGGAAGCUAUUCGUGGGAGUAGACCAGUCUCAUGAGAUGGCGCGCGCUGCUGAUGUGCUGGUCCGACUCGAUCUCGACCGGUUAUCAGUCAUGGAUAUGGCUGCACCAUAUACUCGAGAGGAUGUAGCGGCGCUUCGCCAUUGUGAUGGCCAACAAGAUCUAUUUGAAAGAGGUUUCGAUACGUACGGCCAAGCUUUUGAAGGCAUUUACGCCCUCACCAGGGUUUUGAUGGUCAAUUACUACCAGCUGUGGGCAUCUUUUCUUGUUAAAGAAAACAAAUUCGGUGACGCUUUGCGCGCUUGGGAAUAUGGAAUGGCUCGAUUCGAAACACAGCUUCACAUCCAAUCACGGGAAACGAAACCGUGCGCAGCUGGAACUGAGCGUGAGAAUAUGAUCUAUGCACUUUCAAUUCGUAUCUACCAUACGUUCCUUUACAUCAUGCUCCACCGGCUCCGCGAGCCGAUUCCAGAAACGAGAUUUGAUCAGGAUCUAGCCUUGUUUGAGCGCGUCAUUCUUCUGAGCGAAGAUCUGUGCCGCCGAGCAGCCUCGGAUCUAGUAUCAGUGUCUAUAGAUCCUGGCUUGAUCAUGGUGUUGUAUAUGGCUGGGUCAAAAUGUAGACACUCUCGUCUGAGAAGAAAGUGUGUGUGGAUGCUACAGAAACUCAAAAGACGUGAAGGAGUUUGGAGAAGUGAUGCAGCUGCUGGACUGUUGCUGAAAAUUAUCGAAGUGGAGGAGCAGCUGCAUGUACAUCUUGGAAACAUCGGGCACAACCAGCAGUUUUCACCACCAACACAAACAGAGAUGACAUAUUUGCAGAGCGCAAUGAAAGUCUCUUGGAACGCCUGGACAAGGUCCAGUUUUCAACUACAAGCGUGGGAAAAUUGGGAUCAAGUUGAUGUGAUACCAGAACAUUGCCGGGUGCAAAACACGGAUGUGGCGGUAUUCGAGGAAGACGGUUACCUGUCUGCGACUCUUCAUGUUGCAGGUUCAAUGCAAAAUCAGCGUAAAGUCGUUGUUCGCUUUUAA